This is a messenger RNA of Melampsora larici-populina 98AG31, 603 nucleotides long. RefSeq lists its product as uncharacterized. Lineage: Eukaryota; Fungi; Basidiomycota; Pucciniomycetes; Pucciniales; Melampsoraceae. The record is from RefSeq and is a predicted model, not a curated record. Bases 1 to 603 code for a protein of 200 amino acids. The transcript is spliced from 4 exons.
AUGCCUCCGUUCACAACUCUCUUCCGGAGUCCAAUGAAGGAAUAUGCCAUUCAAUGGCUAGCUUUGCUAGGUUUUUUAAUCGGAUACGAUCAGUCGAGUAAGACUUACCCACCUGGUCCUACACCAGAUGAAAGAUGCCAACUCCAAUCUGUUAGUCAAAAGGAGAUCAUGAGCAAUUGGCAAAUUUUCUUGAAUGUGCCGACUUCAAUUGAUGACAUUUGCCAAAAUCGUCUAUCGGCUAAAAAACUUCGCCAGAAAGAGAUGCAACAUAAAAAAAGAACACUCUUAAAAUAUAGAGCCAAAUCCUUAUCACAACUUCUCCGGGCCAGUAAUCUUCCCAACCAGGCAUCUGAUCUUUUGCCACAUCAUGAUUGCUGUUCAGACACAGAUUGGCAGGCUGAAGAGACUUUGUAUCCUUCAAUAGGCAUGGUUCAACCAAUGUCGGACGUGACAUCGGAAGACCUGGAUGAAAUCAAUGCUAUGGAGCAUCAGCUUGUAAAUGACUCUGAUGACAAAGAUGUUUUUGGAGGAUUAGAAGAUGCAGAAGUAAUAGGUGUGGGUUGGGAAAAUGAAGAGAUUGACGAUGAUGAUGACUUGCAAUGA